AUGGCUGCGCCAUAUAAUGUUCACGAUGAAAAGGAGACGGACGUGAACGUUUUGAAGGAACAGGCCGUCGUCGCCACCAAGACAGCUGUCGGUGAUGAAGCCUUCCAACAGGCCUUGUUGAAGGAGCCUCCCAGAUGGUUUGGCAGCCCUAUCAUCAUCCCCGCCAUUUUUGUCGCCUUUUGCUGCUCUACCACCAACGGAUACGAUGGAUCUCUUUUCGGAACACUGCUCUCUAGCAAACCGUUCAAAAAUUUCUUCGGAGUCGACAAUAAGGGUAUUGAGGCUGGUAUCGUUACCGCCAUGUACCAGAUCGGAAGUGUUGUUUCCAUUCCAUUCGUCGGACCUGCUAUUGAUACUUGGGGCCGCCGCAUGGGCAUGUUCAUUGGCUCAGGCAUCAUCUUAAUCGGCGUCAUUAUCCAGGUUACUUGCAUCGCUACCAGCAGCGUCAAUCACUUCAUGGCCGGACGUUUCUUCCUUGGCUUUGGCGUCCAAAUCGCGGCUGCCGCCGGUCCAAUCUACGUUGUAGAAGUUGCCCAUCCCGCUCACCGAGGUAUCUGCGGUGGUCUCUACAACGUCAUGUGGCCUGUUGGUGCCCUCGUUGCCAGCAGCGCUGUCCGCGGCAGCGACCAUUACCAAGGAAACGCAAGCUGGAUGAUUCCUGUUGCACUUCAGGCUAUGUUCCCCGGAAUCAUUUUUCUUGCAUGCCUGUUUCUUCCAGAGUCUCCACGAUGGCUGUACACCAACAACAAGCGUGAAGAAGCCAAAAGAGUACUUACUAAGCUUCAUGCCGCUGGAAAUUCCGAGAGUGAAUGGGUCAAGCUGCAGCUGAACGAAUAUGAGGAGUUCCUCGAGCUUGAGGCAUCCGACAAGAAGUGGUGGGACUACCGCGCCCUCUUCAAGGACCGGGCUUCUUUCUACCGUCUCGCCUGCAACUGCGUCGUCUCCUGCUUCGGCCAGUUGGCUGGAAACAGUAUUGUGUCUUACUACCUAAGCGCCUUCCUCGAAACCGCUGGCAUCACUGAGAGUGUCACACAAAUGAACGUGCAGAUGGGAAUGAACGCGAUCCAGAUUGUCUUUGCAGCCGCUGGUGCCUCGGUCACCGACUUGGUCGGUCGUCGCCCCAUGCUCAUUGUCGUUAACCUUGUUUGUGGAAUUUGCUGGAUUGGUGUUAUUGUUCCGGCUUCUAUUGCCAACAUUACCGACAAGGACGACAAGGCUCAAACCUCUGCCGUUGACCCGAAUGUUUCCCGAGCCAUCCUGGCUUUUGUUUACAUUUUCCAAAUCUGCUACUCGACCGGCUGGACCCCUAUGCAGGCUCUCUACCCUGUUGAGGUGCUUAACUAUGAGAUUCGUGCCAAGGGUAUGGCUUUCAGCGGUGCUUUCAUGAAUUUUGCCCUUCUCUCAACCCAGCUUGGUGUGCCUGUUGCACUAAAGAACAUUCAGUGGAGGACCUACAUCGUCUUCUGCGCGUGGUGCUUCGUUCAGGCUGUUGUCUUGUACUUCUUGGUACCCGAAACGAAGAACCGAACUCUCGAGGAACUCGAUCGCAUCUUUUCGGCUCGGAACCCUGUCAAAGCUUCCACGGAGAAGAAGCAAUACGAAGUAGACGCGAAUGCCAACAUUUUACAUGUUGAUGCCGUCAACGCGAACACCGCCAACGCUACUACGGCCUAG
Colletotrichum truncatum is the source of this 1674-nucleotide messenger RNA. RefSeq names its product lactose permease. Gene Ontology annotation, biological process: transmembrane transport; carbohydrate transport. Gene Ontology annotation, cellular component: membrane. NCBI's taxonomy places the organism in Eukaryota, Fungi, Ascomycota, Sordariomycetes, Glomerellales, Glomerellaceae. The record is from RefSeq and is a predicted model, not a curated record. Gene Ontology annotation, molecular function: carbohydrate:proton symporter activity.